UGCGCGCGGGGGCACUGGCGUCGCCCCCCAGCCAGUACCGUGCGCGUCUCCGAGUCUGCUGCACUCGUUUAAUGUUGACGCGCCCACCUGCCGCACACCGAAAACAAACUGUAUGAAUUAACCAUGACUCGGUUAAGCAUCUCACUAGGGACGGUGUUUCAAUAGUUGUUUAUGUGAUAAUCACCACAUCGUGUGUUAAUUUUGGGACACCAAGGCAGUGGUAAACAACCGGUCCAGAUAGGGAGGCUGUGCCGGUCUCACGCCCGUGCCCGUCUACAGAGGAAUGCGGCAAUUUUAACUACUGCGGAGCCCGGGAACAUUCACGGUUGGGGAUCGACCGAUAACUGUCUGUCCAAUAACAAGUUGCUGACUGUGGGCGGAUGCACCGAAUACAGGUGAUGCAUCAACGAUGAGUCGCCGCGCGCGGCCGUGACAUGGGAGCGCAGGCAUGGGCUGGCGCGCCGUGCAACCGCCGCACAUCGCCGCCGGCUUGCUUCUGCUGCUGCUAGUCAAUCUACCAGUGACCUGCCACCAAGACCACCAAGAUGCUGUGCACAUCACAGCGAUCCUCGGAGAGAGCGUCGUGUUCAACUGUCAGGUGGACUUCCCUGAAGACAUCCCGGUGCCGUACGUCUUGCAGUGGGAGAAGAAGGUAGGCGAAACGGGACAGGACAUCCCAAUCUACAUCUGGUACGAGAGCUAUCCAACGCACAGCGGGGAGGGGUACGAGGGCAGAGUGUCGCGUGUCGCGCCCGACUCGCCUUAUGGAGCUGCCAGUCUCAAUCUCACCAAUAUUAGGGAAUCCGAUCAGGGUUGGUACGAAUGUAAGGUGGUAUUCCUCAAUCGUUCACCGAACCAACACAAGAACGGCACUUGGUUCCACCUGGACGUUCACGCGCCACCGCGCUUCUCCAUCACACCGGAAGACAUUAUAUACGUUAAUUUAGGAGAUGCUAUCAUACUCAACUGUCAAGCGGAGGGUACGCCCACACCCGAAAUCCUAUGGUAUAAGGACGCGAAUCCGGUGGAACCAUCCGGCACAGUGGGCAUCUUCAACGACGGCACGGAACUCCGCAUCAGCAAUAUCCGCCACGAAGACAUUGGCGACUACACGUGCAUAGCCCGCAACGGGGAGGGUCAAGUGUCGCACACGGCGCGCGUUAUCAUUGCCGGCGGUGCUGUUAUCACUAUGCCUCCAACGAACCAAACAAAGUUAGAGGGUGAAAAGGUACAGUUCUCGUGUGAAGCCAAAGCCUUACCUGGGAACGUGACAGUGAAGUGGUUCCGUGAAGGGGCGCCCGUAGCCGAGGUGGCGGCGCUUGAGACAAGGGUAACCAUUCGAAGAGAUGGCGCGCUGGUCAUCAACCCGGUCGCUGCUGACGACUCGGGACAAUACCUCUGCGAAGUCUCCAAUGGCAUCGGAGACCCGCAGAGCGCUUCAGCGUAUUUAAAUGUCGAAUAUCCUGCAAAAGUAACGUUCACACCCACCGUGCAAUAUUUACCAUUUCGUCUGGCGGGCGUGGUGCAAUGUUACAUCAAAGCGAACCCUCCUCUUCAGUAUGUUACGUGGACAAAGGACAAAAGGCUGCUAGAACCCUAUCAAACAAAAGAUAUAGUUAUUAUGAAUAAUGGCUCUCUACUGUUCACCCGAGUCAAUCAGAACCAUCAGGGUCGGUAUACCUGUACACCAUACAACGCUCAGGGUACACAGGGAUCGUCAGGACCUAUGGAGGUACUCGUACGCAAACCUCCAGUUUUUACAGUGGAACCGGAACCGCUGUAUCAAAGAAAGGUGGGUGAGUCUGUGGAGAUGCAUUGUGAGGCUCAAGAGGCGGAGGGCACGCAGCGGCCCAGUGUGACGUGGCGGCGGCGCGACGGGCUGCCGCUGCAGAAGAGUCGGGUGCGCGCGCUCGCCGGCAACAUCACCAUCGACACGCUGCGCCGACAGGACUUUGGCAUCUACCAGUGUGUCGCCUCCAACGAGGUGGCUACAAUUGUAGCGGAUACGCAACUAGUGAUAGAAGGCACGCAACCCCACGCGCCGUACAAUGUGUCGGGAACAGCGACGGAAUUCCAGGUGACGCUACGCUGGCAGCCAGGUUACGCGGGUGGGCCCGACUACAAGCAGGACUACACAAUCUGGUACAGGGAGGCUGGCUUCUCCGAGUGGACCAAAGUACCCGUUACGCCCUCUGGUGCUACUUCUGUAACAAUAAAUCGCCUUCAACCGGGUACUACGUACGAAUUUCAAGUGAACAGCAAAAACACAAUAGGUGAAGGAAUGAUGAGCAAGGCUAUCACAAUAAGAACAUUAGAUGUAGGCGCGAAGCCGAAAGUACCGCCCACCCUGGCGGGCCCAGUCGACGAUAAGAUAUUUCCAAAUCCACCCGAAGGUUCUGGUCCAAAGUCUGGUCCGCCGCGCAAUUUAACCGUGACAGAGGUGCAUAAUGGGUUUCUAAUAACAUGGCAAGCGCCUCUAGAACGAGCACACCUUGUACAGUACUACACGAUCAAAUACCGCACCGACGCGCAAUGGAAGACCCUUAACAGAGGACAAAUCCGUCCGGAAGAAACCAGUUACCUUGUCAAGAAUUUGGUGGGCGGCCGAACCUAUUAUUUCCGCGUGUUGGCCAACUCUGCAAGCAGCUACGAGAGUUCCGAUGAGGUGAAAUUCCCGGUGCCGGCGAGGGUAAAGCAUAAAGCGAUCACGGCUGGCGUGGUCGGCGGCAUACUGUUCUUCAUUGUCGCUAUCAUACUAUCUGUGUGUGCUGUCAAGAUAUGCAAUAAGCGAAAACGUCGCAAGCAGGAGAAAGCAUACAACAUGGUAGCCGCGCGACUGACAGACCUCCGCGCCGCUGACAGCACUCAAGUGCCUUUUAAGAAAUUUAGAGAACGCGGAAUAUCGAGUAUAGUACAGUGCUUGCGAUUCACCGCGAACUGGGUGUGGCCGGCGUCGCGGUGCGGCGGCGAGGCGCAAUACUGGGGCUCGGUGGGGCGCGUGUCGGCCGCUCCCCCCGCACCGCCCUCGUCCUCCUCGUCCUCGGCGCCGGCGUCGGCCGCGCCCUCGCCCGCGCCCUCCUCCUCCGACGACGGCGGCUUCCUGCCGCGGCUGCGCGCGCCGCUGCGGCCGUCCGCCGCGCCGCCGCUGUUCCGGGCGUCGUCGCCGGCGCUGGCGCUGCACUGGCCGCCGUGGCCGCCGUGGCCCCCGUGGGCGGCGUGGACUCCCUGGUCGCCGCUCCACGUGUCGGACCUCAGCUCUGUGCCUUUCCCCAGCUCGGCGGACGGAUCGUUCCCGACCCCCCCUUCACCGUUUCGACUGCGAGCGAUGCGGAUAGACCCCAUGUCGCGGUCGAGCAAUCUAGCUCGGCCAAGAGCGCGGCCGCUGCUCCGACACACUCGACCGCGUACUAUCUCGGAGCCGCCACCGCACGAGGCGUCGCCGGAGAGUCGCAGCUCGUCGAGCGGCUUCGGCAGCAAGAACGCGUCGUCAUCGCAGCACAACCGUAGCAGCCGCACGGGCAGCCUGGCGGAGUGGCGGCCCCCGCCGUACCGGCCGCCGCCGCCGCCGCCCCGGCCCGGAUCCGGCGAGGCGGCGGACGCCGGUUCCGUGGACGUCCACUACGAGUUCGAUCGCGCGACGCGCACACCCACGCCUUCGACACCGGAGAGGCCGCGGGCGCGACCGUCGCGUGACGACGUCGAAGCGCGAGUUCGGGCUAUGAAAGAGGAAUUCUUGGAGUUCCGCAAGCGGCAAGCACUACGACGACGAUCGCCGGAACCACUGGGUCCGCCACCGAUGUCGUUGGUGCCUUUGCCGCUGUCUCCGACCUCUCCAGCCGAAACUGUGUGCUGAAUGGCACUGUGUUGGAACAUGCUCUUACCCCACCGAUUCCCUGUUCGAGUUAUGAUUGUCAUCUCCACUGAAUACAUGGAUCAAUGUUCAAACCGUUUCUAUUAUUGGAUUUGAAUAACAGUAUCUAGCACAUAAAUGUACUCAGUGGAAAUUAUAAUUUUAAACGAAUUUUGCUUGAUCUCUUUAUAAAGUAGCAACAAAUAAUUAAAUUUCAUUCGAGUAAUUACUAUGUUCGAAUAGAUAAUUUGACUUUAUCAGCAAACCUCCGCCUAGCAAAUAAUAAACGAUGGGCACAGAGAGGCUAACCUAACCCACUGAUAGUUAUGCUGUUCGAUGAGAUUUACAUAAUGUUCGACCUGGAAUGAGCUGAACGAAGGCAAUAUUCCGAGGUAGAUAUGAAUUGAUACGUUCACUCUUUAAGUAGUGUUAUUAAAACUCCCACCUUGGUCGCCGGCGCUGCGAACUACGCCGGCGACUCUUAUAUAAUAGGUUAUUUAGAAACGAUGACAUCGGUCGCAUAUUGAUAUAUGACUGUAAUAAUGUACGUAUAUAAAGUGGAUGCUGGGGCAUUUUGUAUUCGCACUGCCUGUACUCGAAUAACUGAUAUAAUUGUGUCAAUUAACCAGUCGAGAAAUACAUUUCCAUUUCAACACGGCAAACUUAAUAUGAACAAUUCUAUAAUAUAUAUAUAUAUAUAUAUUGCUAAUAAUAUCCUCAUAUACCUAAGAGAAUAUAGGAAUUUACAGUGAAUUGCGUCAAAACUUGGUGCUCUGUAUCGAAUAUCUUAACUCUCGCAUGUUUUAAUGUAACACAAAAUCUUUAAAAAUUAAUAAUUUGUGAGACGAUUAUACAAAUCAUAAUAAAAUUUUUAAAUAUGUAAAGUAUUCUAAAGACACAUUUUUUCAUCAAAAGAACACAUAUUACAUUGAGUUCGUAAUAAAAUUAGAACAUACAAGCCAUAACCAAAAUAAAUAUGUUGUAGGUACAGUAAUUUUAAGACAUGCUUAGAUCUCGUUGCGUAAAAACAUUCCGCGGUGGGCAGGCAGUGCGGAGCAAUUCGUUCACCUAAACGCUUUAGGUAUGAGUGGGGAGGCAUCCACGACACCCCUCAUACCAACAUUAUAUUGUAGUUAUUAUUGUAACUAAUUACGAAUAACGAUUUAUUAAAAAAAGAGCGCCCGCAGCCGGCCCUGGACUCCGGGACCUAGUGAUUUUAAUUAUGCCCGGUGACACUACGGCCCGACGUCGCGUGCCGGCUUCGAGGGCUCAUUUAUAUAUAAUAUACAACAAAAUAAUCAUAAGUAGAUAUUAGAUAUAAUGUAGAUCGAAACAAGACGUAUAAACUGAAAUGUGUUUGAUAUUUUCAAGAUUUAUUUUUCAAGUACAAAUUUAUUAAUUUUAUUAUUGUUUAUGUACCUACAUUAUUUAAUUUAAAAAACUGUAAAUAUGUAAAAAAGACAUAUUAGAUAUUAUCUUAUACACUUAUUUAUUUAGUAAUUGUAUGUAUGAUUGAGGUUCUCUUGAACUUUUUGCCAGUACUUGUGAGGCACUAGACACUGUCGCCAUUUCUUGCUAAUUAAUUUAAUGUUUUUAUAUUUUUUACUGUUAUACAUACUUAUAAUAUAGCACCAAACGAAUGGCUCGUGUCGAUGCUCAAAGUACAUACACAAAAGUUCAGUCAAUUGUUUUAUACUUGGGCACUUGUCUGCCCGAUCAGUGCCCACUAUGUAUAUCGACUGAAGUUAUACAUACCUAUAUGUUUCAUCGAGUCACGUUACAAAUUGGACAGAGGCAUUCAAUAUACCAAUUAUUUAACAAUACAAACGUAAUUCGUCUCUCGGUUCCUGGAGCGAUCCCACCUAAUAGAUGACCAGUCAAUGAAAAGACUGUUUAGUAGAUAUUACAUUUGUUAUUAGGUUUAUUUAUCGCCUCGGACGUGCUCUUCAAUAUCUCCUUGCAUGCACGUUGCACUGUUUUGUAUGCGUUGUUUGUGAAACAGGACAUCUCUAAUACUGGUAUAUUGUGUUAAGGACCUCCUAAGAAAUAAGAAUAAAAAUGUACGCUUUAAAGAAAUUGAGAUAAAUUAUUGAUAACAAAUAGAUAGGUAGGUAUGAUAAGGUGUAGUUAUAUAUGUGCGUGCAUGGAUUGAGAGCGCCUGAGCUGACUGCCAAGACUGGAACUGGGCGUCUGAUAAUGCCGCUUUAUACGGGUCGUAAUAGGAUUUGCUUUGUAUAUCCCGCUGAUAGAACUGUACUAGUCUGUUAAUUUGACGCCCUAAACGCGUGAGGCCUAUUAUUCUCGGCGGUAUAGUCCGUCACAAAACAAAUCCUAUUAGGAUUCGUUUGAACCCGGGGCCAAACAUACAUUUAAAUGCGCAAAUUCCUGCAAAGUUGUAAUAUAUGUAUAUCGAGAUACAAGUAUGUCGCACACCUACUGACAGCUCGAUGUACAUAACAACAAGUUUAAACAAACAUUGGCGCUUUACGAUCUUAUGUCGGUUUUUGAACGCACAUCUGGAAGUGCGAAUAUGUACGUAACGAGUUUUACUUGAGCAAAGUACUACGAGCAUAUAUGUUUAGAAACAUGUCUGGUGGGUACAUUUUUGCUUUAGACAAUGUGUUCAAAAGUACAUAUGUUGAAAAUUUAAAAGUCAUAUUAUAUCUUUUGGAAGUGAAGGGAGUACGUUUGGCGCGGGGAUAGAGCGGCAUGAUUAGACCCUCUGGCAGCGGGCGCCGCGUACGGUGCCACUCGAGCGCUACAGCGCCCUACGUAGGUACCUAUUGAACUGUAUCAUGUUACGUCUAGGGCAGCGAACGAGCGCAUCAUUUAGUUCACUGCCGACGACGAUCAAACUAGAUUAAGAUACGUAUAACGACACACGGUAGAUGUUUGUUUUUUAUUAUUUUCUAACAUGUUCUCUAGUUAACUCCAGCCAUAGUGUUACACUUUAGAAUAUUAGGGUCGACGAAUUGUGCAAUAAAUUAGCCACUGUUACAGUAUAUUAAUUAUAAUAUGUCAAAACAUGCUCAAUAUUUUCGACUGACCAACUGUAUAAUGUAUCAGUAUAAAUAAAUUUUGACACGAUCGUGUAAUACGAAUUUAUGCUUGAGUGUAGGUCAAAUUGAAAUUGUGUUGCCGAUUGCUUUCGUCAGUCGAUCACAGAUAUGGAUUGAAGUAGAUGUCGCAACUGCAAAUCCUUUGAGUGUCAAUUUAGUAGUUCGUUUGAACUUAAUUGACUCCAGAAGCUGCAAAGUUGGGACUUUAAAUUUGUAUAAUUGAUAGUAAAAUCAUUACAGAUGGUAUUGUGUUCUAUCAAUAGUUGUGACAGGUUUAGUCUUGACAUAAAUUCAGGUAUUGCGUCGUUUGUUCCGAUCUGUGUCUGUGCACUCGAUGCCUGUCGGAUUGUACUCGUAUGUACCUAUAUGUAAGCAUGGCUCCGUAUCGUCACCAGCCUCAUCAGGGACUGGUAAAUAAACCAUUAGCAAGGAAGUAGUUUAGCCCCAGGACAUGGGAACAAACGCGUCUACAUUUAGUACAUAAUACCUAACUAUAGGCCGAUAAUUAUCUAUUACGCACAGUUAUCAAUUGUUUACAAAUUUUGUUAAAGAAAAUUAUAAAAGUGCUAGAUUAUUACUUUUUACUGUAAAUACAGAUUAUUCGGAUGUGUUUUCAGGCGAAUACACACCUAUUGCACGAUUAUGUAGGUACCUACACAGUAAAAUGUUUUUUUGGGUAUUUUAUGUAGAUUUUCUUGCCCAAACCUUACUUCUUCUUUAUUUAAUUAGUUCAUACAUCAUUGUUAUUGAUAUGUUAUGUCUACUCGAUUAGUACCUACAUGAUAUAUCCCGUUGGCUAUAAUUUCGUCUCGUACGUAUCAUUAUAUACGUGCAAGUAUGAAGAAACAAAGGAUAAUAUUAUAUAUAUAUAUAGCUCAAACCAUGUGAUAUCUAGUCUUUUCCAUUAUAAAAUUAUCCUUCCUUUUACAUACUUAACAUAACAUUAGACGUAAAGCGCAUCCUAUAGGUUCAAGAAGCAUCUUAUCUAUUUGAUAACUUGAUAUUAAUGGUACUUAUUCAUAGUAAUAUAAGUACCUAUUGGUAUAAAAUCUGUCGGAGCACUACAAUACCUCUAUCACAAUUAUCUUUCUAUCAUUAUUUAUUUCCUAAAUUACAAAAGAAAUUAUGAGAAUAAUAGCAUUUCAAAACAUAGCCUAAAGUCAUUCGACAAUUUCUAUAGACUAAAAUGAAAAGAUAGCAAUAUAUUAGAUUAAUGUUAACUAAAUCGUAUUGUAUCAGUUUGUAUAAAGAGGAGUAAGUAUACAAAAUUAUGUGCACAUUGGCAGAUAUGCUUGUGUAAUGCGGAUAAACAGCAGCACCCGAAUAUUAAAUAAUCAAACGCAUCCUGCACAAUAUCUCAGCACAAUAAUUGAUAAAUACUCGAAUAUUCAAAAUAUCAUACUAAGCACUUUAACUCCAAUAACUCCACAAUAAGUUUACCUCAAUUGGAAACAAAAAUGCACAAGCCACGAUUUUAUAAUACGAAAUAUCCAUUACUUUCGUUUUUUAGAAUAUUUUUAGUUGUAAGUGUUGAGAUCAUGUGUUUACUGUGUAAGCACAAAAAGGAUUCAAUUCAAAAAGAUAAAAAUACAAUAACGUUGCUAUGAUUA
Messenger RNA from Achroia grisella, 8519 nucleotides. RefSeq names its product protein turtle-like (gene tutl). Gene Ontology annotation, cellular component: plasma membrane; axon. NCBI's taxonomy places the organism in Eukaryota, Metazoa, Arthropoda, Insecta, Lepidoptera, Pyralidae. The record is from RefSeq and is a predicted model, not a curated record. Gene Ontology annotation, molecular function: cell-cell adhesion mediator activity. The transcript is spliced from 18 exons. Bases 449 to 3853 code for a protein of 1134 amino acids. Gene Ontology annotation, biological process: axon guidance; homophilic cell-cell adhesion; dendrite self-avoidance.